GGGGGGUCUGUACAAAGGGUGCCUGGAUCUUUUUGGCAUGUGGGGGACUCAAAUCAGAACAUCUGGGGCUAUGAGGGAUCUGCACCCAGAGCACCUGGGUCCUUUUGGCAUGGGGGGGGACUCAAAUCAGCACACCUGGGUGGGUCCCUGUGGGCUACCAGGACACCAGCAUACAGGGGGGUGGCAGAGGGGCUGUCACCCAAACCAGGCUGCAUCCAACCCCUUCCUGCCACCCUGGUGUCCCCUCAGCAGCCGCUGCUGUGGCCCCUCCAGCGCCGGCCCUGCCAUGAACUGCCGCGCCGAGGUGCUGGAGGUGUCGGUGGAGGGCAGGCAGGUGGAGGAGGCCAUGCUGGCCGUGCUCCACACCGUCCUGCUGCACCGCAGCACCGGCAAGUUCCACUACAAGAAGGAGGGCACCUACUCCAUUGGCACCGUGGGCACCCAGGACGUGGACUGCGACUUCAUCGACUUCGCCUACGUGCGCGUCUCCUCCGAGGAGCUCGACCGGGCGCUCCGCAAGGCUGUGGGGGAGUUUAAGGACGCGCUGCGCAGCUCCGGCUCCGACGGCAUGGGGCAGAUCUCCCUGGAGUUCUACCAGAAGAAGAAAUCACGGUGGCCCUUCUCAGAUGAGUGCAUUCCCUGGGAGCUCUGGACCAUCAAGGUGAACGUGGUGAACCUGGCCAACGAGCAGGAGCGGCAGAUCUGCCGUGAGAAGGUGGGGGAGAAGCUCUGCGAGAAGAUCAUCAACAUCGUGGAGGUGAUGAACCGCCACGAGUACCUGCCCAAGAUGCCCACCCAGUCUGAGGUGGACAAUGUCUUUGACACCAGCCUGAAGGACGUGCAGCCCUACCUGUACAAGAUCUCCUACCAGAUCACGGACUCCCUGGGCACCUCGGUCACCACCACCAUGCGCCGGCUCAUCAAGGACACGCUGGCGCUGUAGGGCUGGUGUCACCCAGGCAGGGUCACUGUGACACUUUUGGGGCAGUGACUCUGCUUGGAUUCCCCUCCUUCACCUCCAGAAAGCUUCUGGGAGGAGCUUGGCUUGGCCUAGCCUGUAAUUUGGGGGUUGCUGCUCCUUGGUUUAUGCCGUGGGGUUUUGGCCAUCCUGGAGAACUGGCUCAGUGGCUCCAGCCUGGCUGAUGAGCAGGGUGAGUCCUCAGGGCACGUGUGGCACCAGCCCUGAGGGGUGCUGGGGCCUGGCAGAGGGUGCUGGGGGUCAGGGUGACACCCCACCCCACCCCUCUGCAGCACACUUGGUGCCACACAGCCAGUGCUGGCCGUGUCCCUUACCACCACCUGUCCCCAGUGUCACUCCUGUCCCUGGGGGGCCAGAGCUGCCCCAAAAAUAAAAGAAUUUCUGCUUUCA
Messenger RNA from Agelaius phoeniceus (red-winged blackbird), 1369 nucleotides. RefSeq names its product autophagy related 101 (gene ATG101). Gene Ontology annotation, molecular function: protein kinase binding. Gene Ontology annotation, cellular component: Atg1/ULK1 kinase complex; phagophore assembly site. Gene Ontology annotation, biological process: autophagosome assembly; autophagy. Lineage: Eukaryota; Metazoa; Chordata; Aves; Passeriformes; Icteridae. The record is from RefSeq and is a predicted model, not a curated record.